Lepus europaeus (European hare) is the source of this 945-nucleotide messenger RNA. RefSeq names its product olfactory receptor 13C8. The record is from RefSeq and is a predicted model, not a curated record. Gene Ontology annotation, molecular function: G protein-coupled receptor activity; olfactory receptor activity. The transcript has a single exon. NCBI's taxonomy places the organism in Eukaryota, Metazoa, Chordata, Mammalia, Lagomorpha, Leporidae. Gene Ontology annotation, cellular component: membrane. Gene Ontology annotation, biological process: G protein-coupled receptor signaling pathway. The coding region runs from base 1 to 945 and encodes 314 amino acids.
AUGGAAAUGGCCAGUGAUUCCACGUUGACAGAAUUUGUCCUGGUGGGGCUUUCUGCCCACCCAAGAGUGCAGAUAGUUUUGUUUGUGGUUGUUUUAUGUAUGUACCUGAUGAUCCUACUUGGAAAUGGAGUUCUUAUCUCAGUACUCAUCUAUAAUUCUCACCUACACACCCCCAUGUAUUUCUUCCUCUGUAAUCUUUCUUUUCUGGACAUUUGCUACACAAGCUCUUCUGUCCCACUAAUUCUUGACAGCUUUCUGACAAUGAGAAAAAGGGUUUCCUUCUCUGGAUGCAUGGUGCAAAUGUUUCUCUCCUUUGCAAUGGGGGCCACAGAGUGUGUGCUUCUUGGCAUGAUGGCACUUGACCGCUAUGUAGCCAUUUGCUUCCCACUGAGGUACCCAGCCAUCAUGAACAAGGGUGCCUAUGUGCCCAUGGCAGCUGGAUCCUGGGUCUCUGGGCUUGCUGACUCAGUGGUACAGACAUCUCUUGCAAUGCAACUACCAUUCUGUGCUAAUAACGCCAUUAACCAUUUUGUCUGUGAAAUCCUUGCUAUUCUGAAACUGGCGUGUGCUGAUAUUUCAAUCAAUGUGAUCAGCAUGGCAGGGUCAAACCUCAUUGUCUUGGUUAUUCCAUUGCUAGUAAUUUCCAUCUCUUACAUUUUUAUUGUUGCCACCAUCCUGAGGAUCCCUUCCACUGAAGGAAAACAUAAGGCUUUCUCUACUUGCUCUGCCCACCUGACGGUGGUGGUUAUAUUCUAUGGAACCAUCUUCUUUAUGUAUGCAAAGCCUGAGUCUAAAACCUCUGUUGGUACAGAUAAUAAAGACAUCAUUGAGGCCCUCAUCUCCCUCUUCUAUGGAGUGCUGAUUCCCAUGCUCAAUCCUCUCAUCUACAGUUUGCGGAACAAGGAUGUAAAGGCUGCUAUGAAGAACAUGUUGGGCAGAAAAUAA